UGAUGAUAAUAAAGAUUAAGUGAAAUGCAUAUAUAGCAAGCAGCUGGUUAUAGUUUUACAUAUUAAUUAAUUCAUAUCCUUACGAAUAAUACAGAAAUAAUUCCAUACUUAAUUCUCAAAAUGAAGUUCUGCUUUGCUGUUUUGAUUCUUGGCCUUGUUGCUAUUGCUAACUGCCAAGAUGCCGAAAAUUCUGGAGCAUUAACACAAGAUGAAAUUUUGGAUAUAAUCAAGGAAAGUAACCCUACCUUAUCAUGUAUUAACUGGGAAUGCAGGACUACAUGUCACUCAUCAGGACACAGAUCAGGAUACUGUGCUUUAGGUACAUGUAACUGCGUUGGACUACUAACAGCUGAAAAUGAAGGACUGACCAAAUAAAUAAUAAAAAAUUAGGAUUUCCAAUUUAUGUAAAGCGAUUGUGAUUCUAAAUUUAAAAUAAAUUCUUUGAAUAUUACUAUUUUGUUUUUUUAUUUAUUUUUGAACAGUAAG
Molecule: messenger RNA, 486 nt
Organism: Psylliodes chrysocephalus
Lineage: Eukaryota; Metazoa; Arthropoda; Insecta; Coleoptera; Chrysomelidae
Source: the annotation of a GenBank genome assembly